AUGGCCAACACGCUGUGGCCGUGCGCCGUGUUACGCAUGGCGAAGGCUCCUUCCUCCACUUUGCCACCGCCGACUUUCAUAGGACUUGGGCGCCAAGAGCUGGCCAACAGCGCUCGGGCGUCAACGUGGCCGCUGGCUUCAGAUGGCCCGCUAUCGCAGCGAUCAUCGCAGGCGGUGCUGAAGCAGAGCUUCUCGGCGCAGGAGCUGUCCAGCGCAGUCUGGGCCUUCGCCACUUCGCAGCUCGCAGGCUUCCGCUUUUGGCAGUCCACCAGUUGCUCCCUGCGCGCCGCAGGGAGCCUUGGGCCGCAGAGCUCCUCCAACGCUCUGCGGGCCUUGGCCACGACGCAGCGGCGCGAUUUUGCGCCGGCGGAAGCCUCGAGCCAGCGGGUGGAGGCCCAGCUGUGCCAGUUCGCGCCGCAGGCUCCGGCCAACGGCGCUCGAGGUUUGGGGCAGAUGGACAUGGAAGAGGCGCCCCCGCUGUCGGCUACCGGCGAGGCGAGUUUGGUGCAGCUGGCGGAGCUCAAGGCCCCGGAGCCGGCCACCACCGCCUGGGGUUUCUCCCGUUUCACCGCCACCUACCUGCGCCUCAUCACGGCCCUCUCGGCGGAGGCGGAGCUGCGGAUGCUGCAGGGCGCCAUGGACGAAGCUUCCGCCGCGAUGCUGUUGGAAGCGCUGGCGGUCCUUCCCUCCCUGGAUCGCGCAUGGGAGCUCUUGGAGACUUUGCAGUGCACAGAUCAGCUGGGACCAGGUCUUGUGCCAGGGCUUGGUCCUCUCUUCUGCCGUGCCGAGAUGGAUUCCAUGGAGGUGGACCGCUUGCUGCAGCUGAUGGCUGCUUCAUCCCAGGACCUCGCGGGCCCGGCGCGCCUCGCCGCCGCCCUCCACCUACUUGGCCGAGGCCACGUCUCCGCGGCGCGGCGCGGCUGGCCAUCGAAGGGCCUCAACGCGGGGGCGCGCGGCUGGAGCUUCGAGCAGCUGUUGCAGCUGCUGAAAAAAAAGGGCGCAGAGGCUUACCCAGAGAGCCCUCCUCUGGUCGUAGACAGCCUUGCCAUCAACCCCGCCUUCAACCCCGCCUUCAACUCCUUUGGCAUGCAACCGGGGACGUCCCGAGAAGAAUAA
Molecule: messenger RNA, 1116 nt
Organism: Effrenium voratum
Lineage: Eukaryota; Dinophyceae; Suessiales; Symbiodiniaceae
Source: the annotation of a GenBank genome assembly